UCAAAUCGUUCGAUGAUUCGCAUUUCUCAUUUGGUCCAGUGAAGUGCAUUGCGGAGGGGAAACUCGCGUUUGAGUUCCGCUCGACACUUUCCCUUUCGACGCGGUGCUAAGCGUCCAAGAGAAGAUCGCAUGAGAGUGGAAAGUUGCGUUGCAUCGAAAGGAUGCCAGGCAUCCGAGGUCUUUUGUUCGUCUUCUGGUGCCUCGAUAUCCUCGCGAUCUGUGCCACGGACAACACGACCUACACCCCGAGGACCCUGUCGAGGCGCAAAAGGUACUUGAUUUUUCCGGAAGGCAGCAACGUGCAGUUGGUGUUUUGCUUAACAGUAGGAACCUACGCGAAAGAGAACGAUGUGGUGAUGGGGUUAACUGCAGCUCUAGCCUGGGAGUUGCCGGACAAAGUCGACGAGAAGGUUGCGCAGUUGCUUCAUAGAAAGAGCAGAAGCGUCAUGUUCCCGAAGAUAGAGGCUUUACUGCAAUCCACUGGCCUGGAUGGAAGAGCUUGCGUGCUGAAAGCUCUGUGCGAGGCCGCCCAGAGGAACCCUUCGGAUCUUGGGAAAGGGAGCCUGGUUCAAGAGCUAUUGCACGCCAUCUUCACGUUGCCUAGGGACGGCGGGCGUUUCGAACGAUCGGAAGAUCAAGCUUACGAGCAAGCGCACCAGAGCGGACAGGAUUGCGGCCAUCUUUAUCCGACUUGCCGUCACUCCAUUUACGAGCUCGAGUUCUGAGGCCAAAGUAACCAGGAAUUGAACGCAUUCGUAUGCGUGUGCAAACGUUGACCGCGUUUCACGGGUGGACUUUUCCUGGCUGCUCGCCCGUUCCACACUGAUUUUUCAACCUGAACCACACCACCACAUAAUCUUCCGUUCUCGACGCAACUUAGUCCGCAUGAUUGUGCAACCAACUUGCGUAGAUCUUUUGUCUUGCCUGCAAUUUUGUGUCCAGUGCGAAGGACAGUCUUCUCGGACAAACAGGAUGCUCUCGGAUAUGAUUGG
Bombus huntii is the source of this 992-nucleotide messenger RNA. RefSeq lists its product as uncharacterized. Lineage: Eukaryota; Metazoa; Arthropoda; Insecta; Hymenoptera; Apidae. The transcript is spliced from 4 exons. The record is from RefSeq and is a predicted model, not a curated record. The coding region runs from base 162 to 725 and encodes 187 amino acids.